This is a messenger RNA of Contarinia nasturtii (swede midge), 967 nucleotides long. RefSeq names its product plipastatin synthase subunit E-like. The transcript has a single exon. The annotation marks the transcript as partial. Gene Ontology annotation, cellular component: cytoplasm. Gene Ontology annotation, biological process: amino acid activation for nonribosomal peptide biosynthetic process; secondary metabolite biosynthetic process. Gene Ontology annotation, molecular function: phosphopantetheine binding. The record is from RefSeq and is a predicted model, not a curated record. NCBI's taxonomy places the organism in Eukaryota, Metazoa, Arthropoda, Insecta, Diptera, Cecidomyiidae.
GUGUUGAUUUUGGGCGCAGAAACACCUCCAAUAUCUUUGUUAAAAACUGCUGCUUCCCAUACAAAGGUUUUAAACAUCUAUGGCCCCACGGAAGCAACUAUCUGGGCUACAAUAUGGUCAUGUCCGGUAGAUUUUGCUAAUCCUUGGGUACCCAUCGGUCGUCCGCUGUCUAACGUACGGAUAUACCUAUUGGAUUCAAAAGGUGAGCCAGUACCAUUGGGAGCCGAAGGAGAACUGUAUAUUGGUGGCGCUGGUGUAGCCCGUGGCUAUCUCAACCGACCUGCCCUUACUGCAGAAUGCUUUUUGCCUGAUCCAUUCAAUGAGAAUCCAGCAGCACGUAUGUACCGUACCGGUGAUCGAGCACGCUAUCUACCUGACGGCAAUUUAGUUUAUAUGGGACGCACCGACCAUCAGAUAAAAAUCCGCGGUUUUAGAAUUGAGCCUGGUGAAAUAGAGGCACAAUUAGUUGAGCAUCCUUCGGUGCGUGAAGCGGUUGUUUUAUCAUUGAAAAACAAGCAUGAUUCUGAUGCCCAAUUAGUCGCCUAUGUAGUGGCAGACGCAGACACAUUGUUGGCUCAGAAUCUACGAAAUUAUCUAUCGUCGUUACUGCCUGAUUACAUGGUGCCGGUGGCUUAUAUUUGUCUAUCGUCUUUACCACUAACACCCAAUGGCAAAUUAGACCGACGUGCGCUUCCAGCACCGGACGGUGAAGCAUUUGCUCGUCAAUUAUAUGAAGAACCGCGGGGUGAGAUGGAAGAAAAACUGGCAGAAAUCUGGAGUGAACUGCUGGGUAUUGAACGUAUUAGUCGACACGAUAAUUUUUUCGCACUUGGUGGCCAUUCUUUGCUGAUUAUACGAAUGCUAACACAAUUGCGGAAUAUCGGAUUGGAUACCAGUGUCAGAGAAAUAUUUGAUACUCCCUCAUUAGCCGCACUAGCUGAGACUCUGGGCAAACACCAGUCGUUCA